Xiphophorus maculatus (southern platyfish) is the source of this 3103-nucleotide messenger RNA. It is a transcript of the gene tmod2, whose product is annotated as tropomodulin 3. Lineage: Eukaryota; Metazoa; Chordata; Actinopteri; Cyprinodontiformes; Poeciliidae. Gene Ontology annotation, cellular component: myofibril; striated muscle thin filament. Bases 236 to 1276 code for a protein of 346 amino acids. Gene Ontology annotation, biological process: pointed-end actin filament capping; myofibril assembly; muscle contraction. Gene Ontology annotation, molecular function: tropomyosin binding. The record is from RefSeq and is a predicted model, not a curated record. The transcript has 10 exons.
CUCUUCCUGUGUUACCGCCCUUGGUUGGACCGAGUGACAAACCUCAGACACACAGGAGUAUCCGCCACUACAGUCGAUUUAGAGUCUGGUGCUCUUUAUAGUUUUACCCAGCGACGUGUCUUUUAACUCAGACAGCCCCCCUCCUCCCUGAUCUGGAGCAGAAACACUGAGCAGGACCAGAGUGGCUGUCGCGGUUUGUUUGCCGUUCGCUGUCGCCUAGCAAGCUAUAGCCACCAUGGCGCUGUCGUUCAAGAAGGACCUCGACAAGUACAAGGAUAUCGACGAAGAUGAGAUCCUGAACAAGCUGUCGGAGGAGGAGCUGAAGCAGCUGGAGACGGUCCUGGAGGAGGUGGAUCCUGAGAAUGCGCUUCUUCCGGCCGGUUUGCGGCAGAAAGAUCAGACCGAUAAGUCGGCCACUGGGCCGUUCAACAGAGAUCGGCUGCUCAAAUACCUGGAGAAGGAGGCCAUGGAUUACAAGGACAGAGACGACAUCGUUCCCUUCACUGGGGAGAGAAAAGGUAAAGUAUUUGUUCCCAAGCAGAAACCGAAAGACAUGUUCCAGGAAGAAGCCACAACCCUUGAUCCAGAAUUAGAAGAAGCUCUCUGCAGCGCCACAGACACCGAAUUGUGUGAUUUAGCAGCUAUUCUGGGUGUGCACACACUGGUCACCAGUAAUCAGACAUAUGAUGGAACUGGAAGUAAAGAGGGCUACAACAAUGUGGUGAAAGGAGAGAAGAUGAACCCGGUGUUUGACGAGCCUCCCAACCCCACCAACGUAGAAGAAACACUGCAGAGGGUAAAAAACAACGACGGCUCCUUAAAAGAGGUCAACCUUAACAACAUUAAGAACAUUCCCAUUCCCACUCUGAAAGACUUUGCCAAAGCAAUGGAGAAGAACACACACGUCACAAAGUUCAGCCUGGCAGCAACACGGAGUAACGACCCAGUUGCUGUGGCAUUCAGUGACAUGCUGCGGGAAAACAAGACGCUGCGAAGUUUGAACUUGGAGUCCAAUUUCAUCACUGGAACAGGAGUGCAGUCUUUGGUGGAGGCGUUGCGAGAUAAUGACACACUCACCGAGAUCAAGAUAGACAACCAGCGGCAGCAGCUGGGCACCACCGCGGAAAUGGAGAUAGCUAAAAUGUUGGAACAGAACAAGAGCAUAGUGAAGUUCGGCUACCACUUCACCCAGCAGGGGCCUCGGUCCCGGGCUGCUGCGGCCAUCACCAAGAACAACGACCUCGUCCGCAGGAGGCGAGUGGAGAGGGACCAGUAGAGGCGGAGCGCUACCUUCCUCCGAGCCAAUCCUGUUCAUCUCAUCGCGUGGAAUAAUUUCAGCCGCUGCCCUGGUCUCAUCUCACUGUGUGAAAGUUUUAGUCCUGUGCCAAACUAUGGGGCAAGGCUUGCUCAGCCUGAACAAUACAUCAGAGAAGAAGGGAAAUAACUGGAAUCGCCCUCUCCCUGUUCAUGUUUCUUAUGUUUGUUCUUGAUGUUGUAAAUCUCAUUAGUUUUUAAAACAUGUCAUUUCAGCUGCUCUUAUUUUGAGCCUUUAUAUUUACCUGUCCAGAAUUUUUACGUUUGUUGUUUUUGUUUUUUCUUUUUCUUUUAUACGAUGCUAUAAUACAUGUGAAUUAGUCAUGCACAGUACUACGUAACAAACAACAGCUUUGAGGAAAAUCUAAAAAACAAAAAGGAAACAAACAAACAAACAAACAAAAAAAAAAACAUUUGGAGACUUGUGUUGCGGCUGAGAUCAGAGCUUCUUUUGAAACGAUGCGUUAAAGCAGUAGAAUUUGUCUGGAGUUUGUGCUUCCUUUUGACGACUCUUGGUUCUAAUGGAGCGCGGCAGCAUGGAGCUGCACAGGCGCUGGUUUUUGCUGGUGUUACUAAAAACCUCUUGUAAAGCUGGCAGGACUGGACCUGGUGUGCUGCAAUGGUUGGUCUGAAUCUAGUCAGUGACGUGUGUUAAAAUCACGUGGAUAACCUUGGUUUAUCUCCUUUUGUAAAACAAAAACUGUAAUUACUUAUUUACUGUUUUAACCUAGCUGAAGUUCUUGCUUUGAUACAGUUGCAAUUUUAAUAUUAAUUAUUUCGAUCAAAAAAGUAUAACUAGGUCAAAGUGUUUAGUAUAAUGCAAAAGUGAGCUUAUUUUGAAAAAAAAAACGUAGAAAAAUACAAAUUAGAGAAGAUUUUGAUGCUCAAUCAUGCCAAAGACUAACACACGUAGUGCAGAUGAUGCAACAGUAGACCACUUGCUUUUAACUCCACAGUCUAGAUCCAAGGAAACAAAAUCUACUUAUAAAAAAAAAUUCACUUGGACAUUUUUACAUGAAGCAAUGCUGUUGACCCCUUAUUUUGUUUUGACCUUUUCAUAACAAUUUGCUAGCUCACUGAGACAUGUGAAAUGUUUUCUUCCAGCUCCAUCUUGCAGAUUGAAGUUGUAAUUUGAAGCCUUCGUCCUCCCCCAACACAAACUGUCACAGGUUCAGUGGUAGAGCCGAGUUGAGAAUCCAGGUGCAUCGAACAGAACGUUCCUCUAACCUGCUAACCAGGAUAUAUUCAGGAGUUACUUGAACCUUGUAUAAAGUGUCUAUAGGAACAAUAUGCUGGCAUGACGUCCUCACUUGUGAACAUCAAGUUUCUGUUGACCAAAAAGCUUCACAUUCCUUAGGAAAAAUAUUUUACUCAGUUUUUCUUUUUUUUAUAUAUAUUUGUGCACUUUUUCCAUGUCCACAUCUGCUAAUAUUUCCUCCAGACAGAUUGCUUUUAUAUUCCUUUGUUUUCUGGUGAGCAGUCACCUACAGUGGAUAACUUUUCUUCUUUUUUUUCUUGGGCUUGUUGGUAUCUGGUGGCUUGUAAUAUGUAAUAUUAACUGUAAAAUCCCAUCCCAGAUUGAAAGUAUGCACACAGAUACACACACGUGUGUCAUAACCCACAAAUCACUGCUGAGAUUUUUUUUUUUUUUUUUGUACCUGAACUCCACACUCUGUUAACACAAAGAAUGUGUAUUAUCAUUAUUAUUAUUAUUAUUAUUAUUAAAAAAGGACAGGUUAAAAAGCACUGCUGAAUAUAAAAUAUCCUCAACAAUAAAUGUUUAUAUAUA